CAUACAAGGCACACAACUCCAACGAUUAGAAUUAAAUAGAAAUCAAUACCAGCAAAAUACGGAGGUGAAUUUUUCGAACAACCAAAACGCCCACCAAAUAACCAAGUGUCAAUUCCGAUACAACUGAAACAUUUACAAACCCUAAGCUGAGGUGUAAACCAUAAAAAUCCAUUGUGAAAAAUUGUGGGGUGGUGGGAGCAAAACGGAUACUCAAUAGUAAAAAGAGCGUAAGCCAGCGCAAACGAGAGUGUGUGUGUGAGUGCACAGUGGAGAGGAGCAUGACAUGUAUUUGAUGUGUACUCAGCGGCCGAAGAGAGCGCAUUAGACAAGAACAAAACACACGCACACAACUGCGAGAAAGCUUCUUGUCGUUGUUUGUUGUCGGUGUAGGGGAGUCAAAGUCGGUUACGAAAAAUACACGGCGUGAAGCGUGUGUGGAUAGCAUAAAGAACGCAUACAUACAACCAUACACACAUAAAAAUAUAUACAGAAAGUAGUAUAUUUUGCGAAGUUCGCACUCCAAGUAGAGGCACGCAGAAAACAGGGCAGCAAAAUGAAUCCAGCAGUGGAUGCGUGGGUUAUUACCCAGCGGGAGAAGCUCAAGUACCAGGAGCAGUUUAAGGCACUUCAACCCCAGGGCGGUUUUGUAACUGGAGCCCAAGCAAAAGGAUUUUUUCUGCAGUCUCAGCUGCCGCCGCUGAUCUUGGGUCAAAUAUGGGCACUGGCUGACACCGACUCUGAUGGAAAAAUGAAUAUUAAUGAGUUCAGCAUAGCUUGCAAGCUUAUCAAUCUGAAGCUGCGCGGCUUGGAAGUGCCCAAAACUUUGCCGCCCACACUGCUCAGCUCGCUAACGGAUGUUGUGGGCGGUCCGUCACCUGCCAUGACCCCUCGUGGUUCAACCAGCUCCAUGAGUCCCGUGGAUGCACUGAAAAACAUUGCAAGUGUACCGCCGGUCGUGCCCAUUGCUGUCGUUCCACCUCCAAUUGUGGCACCACCUGUGGCGAUUCCACCACCAGUUGCGGUUCCUGUUGCUGCUGUGCCCGCAGCGAUUGUCUCGCCUCCGCAAAGCAAUCCACCUAGUCGGCAUAUGUCCAUUUCGGAGCGUGCUCCUUCCAUUGAAUCGCCGCAGGCAGAGUGGGCCGUGCAGGCGGCACAGAAACGCAAAUACACGCAGGUAUUUAAUGCCAAUGAUCGCACCCGGUCGGGCUUUUUGACGGGAGCACAGGCCCGUAGUGUGCUUGUGCAGAGCAAAUUGCCGCAGGUAACGCUGGCGCAGAUUUGGACACUUGCCGAUGUAGAUGGUGAUGGCCGACUCAGUUGCGACGAGUUCAUCUUAGCCAUGUUUCUAUGCGAAAAGGCUAUGGCUGGCGAAAAGAUACCCGUUACUUUGCCACUCGAUUGGGUGCCGCCCAGCCUGCGUAAGAUCAAGUCGCGACCAGGCUCUGUGUCCGGUACUGGUUCUCGCCCAGGCUCGCAGCCUACAUCACGUCACACGUCGGUUUCCUCACAGGGCGCCGUCAUGUCGGACGCUGAUCCAACUGCCGGCUUGCCGCAAACUUCGUUCGAGGACAAACGCAAGGAGAACUAUGAGAAGGGCAAGGUUGAACUGGAUCGCAGGCGUAAGCUAAUGGAGGAUCAGCAGCGUAAGGAACGGGAAGAGCGUGAACGCAAGGAACGGGAGGAAGCGGAAAAACGCGAAAAGGCACGUCUUGAAGCUGAACGAAAGCAGCAGGAAGAACUGGAGCGUCAACUUCAGCGUCAGCGUGAAAUCGAACAAGAGAAGGAAGAGCAACGCAAGCGUGAGCUGGAGGCCAAAGAGGCGGCCAGAAAGGAGCUGGAGAAGCAACGUCAACAAGAAUGGGAGCAAUCACGCAUUGCCGAAAUGAAUGCGCAAAAGCAGCGGGAGCAGGAGCGUGUACUCAAGCAGAAGGCACACAACACUCAGCUAAACGUGGAGCUCAGCACACUGAACGAAAAGAUCAAGGAUCUAUCGCAAAAGAUAUGCGAUACACGCGCUGGAGUUACCAAUGUCAAGUCAGUGAUUGAUGGCAUGCGCACUCAGCGGGACACGUCCAUGAGCGAAAUGGCGCAGUUGAAGGCACGCAUCAAGGAGCAAAAUGCAAAGCUGCUGCAGUUAACACAGGAGCGAGCAAAAUGGGAGGCCAAGAGCAAAGCUAGCGGUGCUAUAGCCGGCGAGCCAGGACAGCAAGAGCAACUAAACGCGGCGUUUGCGCACAAGCAGCUGAUGAUUAAGCAGAUCAAGGAUAAAGUGGAAAACAUUAAAAAAGAAAUCGAAUCUAAGAAAGAAGAUCUCAAUUCGAACGAUAUAACCAUGCAGGAGCUGAAGGCCGAGCUCUCUGCAUUGAUUACCAAAUGCGAAGAUCUGUACAAGGAGUACGAUGUGGAACGCACCGCGGUGCUGGAAUUGAAAUAUAAUCGCAAGAAUGAGGCAGCCACAAUAAGCGCCACAUCUGCUUGGGAUACAGGCAGCGCCUGGGGCAGCACUGCCACCAGCGUGCCAGCUGCUGUCGAUGCCUAUGGAGGCUAUGGCCUAAGCAAUGAUACAGCCGCUGCUGAAACGGUAACCGCUGUUGACCUGAGUGGACCGGCGCCUGAAGGUUUCGUCAAAUAUCGUGCAGUUUAUGAGUUCAAUGCGCGCAACGCGGAGGAGAUUACGUUUGUGCCAGGCGACAUAAUUUUGGUGCCUCUGGAGCAGAACGCUGAGCCCGGCUGGUUGGCCGGAGAAAUUAAUGGUCAUACUGGCUGGUUUCCCGAGUCCUACGUGGAGAAGCUGGAGGAUGGGUCAACAGCAUUGGCAACCGGAGAGGCAGUGGCAGUGCCAAGUGUUGCUGAUACUGCGGCGACCCUUACCAAUAGCUACUUGGACAAUAACACCUUGGCGGCACAGUCAGCGCUGGCAGCAACUGAUGCUACUGCUGCUGUCACUGAUGCUGCUCUAGGUGAUGUCGAAUACUAUAUAGCCGCAUAUCCUUAUGAAUCCGCCGAGGAGGGUGACCUGAGCUUUAGUGCUGGUGAAAUGGUCAUGGUCAUCAAGAAGGAGGGCGAAUGGUGGACGGGCACUAUUGGCAAUCGAACCGGCAUGUUCCCAUCGAACUAUGUACAAAAGGCCGAUGUUGGCACAGCUGCUGUUGCCAAUUCCGCUGAGACUGCGGUUGAACCUGAACCCGUUGAACAGGAGGUCACACACAAUGGCAUUAGUGCUUCGUAUGCUGCUCAGCCAGAAGCGGUAGAAGUAAAGCAGUCACGGACCCAGCCGGCCGAGCUGGAGGAGUCGCACACAAACGAAGAUCUCGACACUGAAGUAUCGCAAAUAAACACACAAUCCAAAUCACAGAGCGAACCGGCCGAAAGCUACAGCCGGCCCAUGUCACGUACUUCUUCCAUGACACCCGGUAUGCGCGCCAAGCGUUCGGAGAUAGCACAAGUCAUUGCACCAUACGAGGCCACCAGCAGCGAGCAACUGUCGCUGACACGUGGCCAGCUGAUCAUGAUACGCAAGAAGACCGACUCUGGCUGGUGGGAGGGUGAGCUGCAGGCCAAGGGCAGAAGGCGUCAAAUCGGUUGGUUCCCAGCCACCUAUGUCAAGGUGUUGCAGGGCGGACGCAACAGUGGACGUAAUACGCCCGUCUCGGGCAGUCGCAUUGAAAUGACCGAACAGAUUUUGGAUAAGGUGAUUGCUCUAUAUCCGUACAAAGCACAAAACGAUGAUGAGCUCUCGUUCGAGAAGGACGAUAUAAUUAGCGUACUGGGCCGCGAUGAACCGGAAUGGUGGCGCGGCGAACUGAAUGGCCUGUCUGGUCUGUUCCCCAGCAACUAUGUGGGACCAUUUGUUACGUCCGUGCUGAAAACAAAAACUCAAAGCGCGCCAACUGCAUGCUCAACCGCAAUCUCUGGCACAACCGUAACCGCAAGUGCCACCGCAGCCUCAACCGCAACGGCAGCCAAUCAAACGCCGUUACGUCCUCUGCAGCGAUUCUGGCAACACUGGCGCUCUAAGACAGUGACAGGGCCUGAACGUAGUGAUGCCAUACCAGACGAACGGCUGCGCGGCAAAAUUCGAUCGGUUCACAUAACGAAGCGCAGAGAUGGCCAGCUGAUGGGCUGUGCUUACGUCACUUUUGAAUGCAAUGAGACGCUGGCGCGGGCAAUGAUGGAGGACCAAAACAAUCGUCUGGUGGGUCGUGGUGUCAUCAUGGACUGGCAGCUGCCCAAGAAACCCAAUUGCACGCAGUGGCGCUGCUGGUGCUGA
Messenger RNA from Drosophila navojoa, 4270 nucleotides. It is a transcript of the gene Dap160, whose product is annotated as dynamin associated protein 160. Gene Ontology annotation, cellular component: intracellular vesicle; cytoplasm; presynaptic membrane. The record is from RefSeq and is a predicted model, not a curated record. Lineage: Eukaryota; Metazoa; Arthropoda; Insecta; Diptera; Drosophilidae. Gene Ontology annotation, molecular function: nucleic acid binding; molecular adaptor activity; protein binding. Gene Ontology annotation, biological process: endosomal transport; clathrin-dependent synaptic vesicle endocytosis.